Dunckerocampus dactyliophorus (ringed pipefish) is the source of this 4349-nucleotide messenger RNA. RefSeq names its product v-myb avian myeloblastosis viral oncogene homolog (gene myb). Gene Ontology annotation, cellular component: nucleus. Lineage: Eukaryota; Metazoa; Chordata; Actinopteri; Syngnathiformes; Syngnathidae. Bases 1511 to 3280 code for a protein of 589 amino acids. Gene Ontology annotation, biological process: regulation of DNA-templated transcription. The transcript has 15 exons. Gene Ontology annotation, molecular function: RNA polymerase II cis-regulatory region sequence-specific DNA binding; DNA-binding transcription factor activity, RNA polymerase II-specific. The record is from RefSeq and is a predicted model, not a curated record.
UAGGCCACUAUUUUGAUGACUGCCCUGGGACAAAGGGCUCAUCAUGGGUGAUGGUAAUUACAAGUGACCAGGACAAUACGCUCGCGUAUGGAGGAACUAAUACAAUGUGAAGACACAUUUAUACAAAUAAAGCAUUUACCCCUCCUCCUCCUACACCAGCCUCUUCUUCUUCACGAAUGGCUGAGUGAAAACAGCCCAUGUCAUGUGUCGGGUGCAAGGAUGGGGGGACCAAAACAGAAUCAUAAUACGUCCAUGCAGAUCAAUCCUCAGUGCAGAAAGUACGCAAUUUUCUUUCACAUACCGUACGUAGGAGUUAUCAACUACAAUCUCCUUUGCCCUCGCUAUCCUUAAUGUUAGGGUAGAAAUGACUGUUACUAGUUUGAUGCAGUGUUUAAUGACAAUGCUAAGUCCAAUUGCUCUUACACUGACCACUACCUCUUAAUUUCUGGUGAGUACAUUGUCUGUACUCACUCAUUAUCAAACUCUUUCUGUCAACUAGUCACCCUCUUAUCACUUAUUAUUACAGAAUCUACUGUUCUACACAUUGACAUUAUGAUUACUAGUCUGAAGCAAUGAAUAGACAAUGUAAGUUUGCUGUUAUGCAAAGACCCAGUGCAUGUUUUCCCAAAUAUGAAUAUAUGGCAAACUACUAUGUUGUUUGUUUUCAUGAACUAAUGUGGCUCUUUCAUAAAUGUUGUCUACUCUGCAGUAGUGCAUGUUCACGUUGUUAUGACUAGUCUAAAGGCAUGAAUAGAACAUUUAAGCCCAGGGGCAUUGUAUUUUAUUCCCAUACCUCACAAGGGUUACAGGUAAACUACUAUGUUCUUUGUUCUUGCGGGGUUAUAAACUCAUACGGCUCGUUUAUUAUCUUUAACGUUAUCUACUCCGCAGCAGUGCCUGCACUUCACUUUCCUCGCAUGCCAAAAGGUCAUUCCGCAAUUGUUUACCUCGUCCCUGUACUACUAACUUCCUUCUCCCUUUUCACAAGAAAGAGAAGUAACUCUUGAAAUUUGAUGAAAAAAAAGACACAAAAAGUUGAGCGCGGACUACCUGCCAUAAACGCGCGGUUGCUGAGUGUGAGCGAACGGGUGCUUUCACGAGUACUCGUAAAUUAGAGCAUCAUGCGACCGAGUGAUCGGGGCUUGAGUGGUUCAUGUGAAUAGUGGUGAUGGGGUAAUCAUCGGUAUGUAGCAAAUGUUAAAUAGAGUCUGCAUUAUUAACCAAGUCGAGUGAGUGUAAAGACUGUAAAGUGUAACGUUGCUACAGUGUCUUAAGACGGGAAGUGAACGUACAGCGCAUGCGUACUAUGUAGAGCGCCAAUUUUAGCGGGGCUCUGCCAUGGGGGCCGGCGUGUGGCGGUGGGAGGAGGAGCUCGUAGUAGAGGCUUACUGGAGUUUAAAUUAAUGUCAACCUGACUGCUUGCCGGUAGAACAAACCCGGCGCGGAUAGUGAAAGCAGGAGCGGAUAGAAGCAGCUUUUGUGAGGCAGCACACCGGAGGAAGUGACUGACAUGACUCGGCGGCCGAGGAACAGUGUUUACAGCAGCGAGGAGGAUGAGGAGGAGACUGAGAUGUACGAUCACGAUUACGACGGCUCGAUGGCAAAGCCCGGUAAACGCCACCUUGGGAAAACGCGCUGGACACGGGAGGAGGAUGAGAAGUUGAAGAAGCUGGUUGAGCUUCACGGAUCAGAAGACUGGAAAGUCAUCGCAAGUUUACUAUCCAACCGUACAGAUGUGCAGUGCCAGCACAGAUGGCAAAAGGUUCUCAACCCAGAGCUAAUCAAAGGACCCUGGACCAAAGAAGAAGACCAGCGGGUGAUAGAGCUGGUUCAAAAGUACGGUGCCAAGCGUUGGUCGGUCAUCGCCAAGCACCUGAAGGGCCGCAUCGGCAAGCAGUGCCGCGAGCGAUGGCACAACCACCUCAACCCGGAGGUGAAGAAGACCUCAUGGACCGAAGAGGAGGACCGCAUCAUCUACCAGGCGCAUGAGAAGCUGGGCAACCGCUGGGCCGAGAUCGCUAAGCUGCUCCCUGGCAGGACCGACAACGCCAUCAAGAACCACUGGAACUCCACCAUGAGGCGCAAGGUGGAGCAGGAGGGCUACCUGCAGAGCGCGGCCAAGGGCGCCGGCUCGCCGCUCUCGGUCGGCCACGGCUACGCCAAGCCCAGCGCCCACCUCAUGGCUUUCCCGCACCACUCACCCAAUCACACGCAGCUGCCUGCCGCGUCGCCGCUCAGCUACACAUACAUGUCAGACACGCAGAGAGUGCCCUUCCCUUUGGCCUUGCACUUCCUGAGCAUCCCCCAGCACAGAACCGCCGCUAAACAGAGACACUACGGUGAGGAGGACCCUGACAAGGAGAAGAGGGUGAAAGAGAUCGAACUGCUGCUCAUGUCGACAGAGAACGAGCUGAGAGGCCAGCCAUCACUACCAAUCAACUUGCCUUAUCCAAGCUGGGCCAGCCAGAGCCCGUUGACCCACACCUUAGAGGGCGUGACCAUGUCAUUACCUCAUCACCAGGCCGCCGCCCCGGCCCUGCCCUUGGACCAGAGUUGCCUGCCAGAGGAGAGCGCCUCUGCUUCGCCUGCCCACGGCGACAGCAACGAUGACAACAAUGCAACGUUCUCCAGUGCAAUGCCGGAGUUCAUGGAGUCUGUCCUUGACUCAUUUCUCAACCAGUCCAUGAGUCCAGAACACUCGGACAGCGAACACCUUCCACUGAGCUCGCCCGUGGACGCCAAGCCCCUCACGGACAACGCCGUCAGACCUCAGAAGGAGAAUGACAUGUUCAGAACUCCUAACAUGCGCCGUUCCAUCCUGGAGUCGUCACCUCGCACGCCCACGCCUUUCAGGUCCGCCCUAGCCCUGCAGGAGGCCAAGUAUGGGCCGCUCAAGAUGCUGAAUGCUCCUUUGGAUCAGCAGCGAGUGGACGCCAUCAAGCAGGAGCCGAUGGAGUGCGCCAUUGAGCAGCCGCCUCUGAAGAAGAUCAAACAAGAGGUGGAGUCUCCAUGUGAGAGGAGUCCAUACAUGCAGUGUGAAGGACAAGACCUUCACACGCAGCUCUUCUCGCCAAAUGGCGCUGCACAGGAAGUACCAGACUUGAUUACAAGCUCGUUACUGAGCGAAGAUGCACACAAAACCUACCACCUCCCUCUCAGGGCCACCGACAGCCAGCUACCGCCGCUCAGCUCCUGGGGCAAAGCGGAGGAGCACGUCCUGGCGGCCGAGCAGAGCCACAAGUACAUCAACACCUUCCCGACGAGGACGCUGGUCGUGUAGACGUCACAUGAUGAUGGUCAUAUUUGUUGUGGUACAACAGUUGGGAGCGGCUCCACCACUGGUCAGCCAACCGAAGACUAUAUAUUAUUUUCAUAUGUAGACAAUUGCUUUGGUUGUUUUUUUUACUACGUGUUUGCAUCAUAAAAGGGGGUAGCUACAUCUUUGGCAUCGGGCUGUAUUGUUAAUUCUGAAUUUCUGAUAUUAAUAUAAAGAACAAGCUGAUUAAUUUAUUUGCUUUUUGAAAUGUUUUUGUUUUUAACAAUUGGCCAAUGGAGCAGUGUUGGAAGAUAAAGAAAGUAUUUAAGCCCUCUUAGCAUUAUCCAGUGGCAUCUUCAUGCAUCGAAAACUGACCUGUUUGCUUUCUUUUAUCAUUAUUAUUAUUAUUAUUCGUUUGUUUUCAAAAGGCUGUAACGGGUCUACUGAAAAUUUCAAGUGUUUGGUGCGUGUGCCAACGUAAAACACUUAAAACUACUGAACAAGCUGUAUAGUAUAUCAGUCACGUUUUACGCAGCAGAAAGGGACAACCUUCCUAGUAUUAACCGUUUACCACGUUGUCACCUUUUUCAACUUCAUGCAUUCCAUGAACAAACAUUUGAAAUGGAAACAAUGGAUGUAUCGAUACAGCAUAUCCACGUUUGUUUGUUUAGCAAAUGAGCUCAACUGUGUGAAACCACAAGCUUCAUCCAGACAUCAAAAUGCACUUGAAUUUUCUCCAUUUUAAAGGAAAAAAACAAAGAGUACUAAACACUGAUAUUGUAUGAAAAGCCUGGCAACGACUGUGCAUGGUAUGUUGCCCGUGUUGUUUUUGAUCAUUUCUUUGAAUAGUUUUGUGUAUUCAAUCAGCAUUUUAUUUUCUUUACUGUGACUGCAGUAGCCCAUUUCAAACACUUAGGCAGUCAUUUUGUUUUUUUAUUUAAAAAAAAAAAAAGAAAGAAAAAUACAUUUUUUAUACCUGGUUUCAUACUAGCUUGUGUGCUAAAAUGAUUGUUUAUGAAAGCAUUUAUCAGCCAAGUUUUCACAUUUUUUAUACUUUUCUAUACUGCCUAGUAAAUAAAGUGUGUUGUUUUUA